GCCAUGGCCCAGGCUGGGCCGCUCCUCUCCGCGAUGGCCGCGCUGCUCGCCGCGACCGCUGCAGGCGGAGACGCCCCGCCCGGCAAAAUCGCGGUGGUUGGGGCCGGGAUCGGGGGCUCUGCCGUGGCCCAUUUCCUCCAGCAGCACUUCGGACCCCGGGUGCAGAUCGACGUGUAUGAGAAGGGGACCGUGGGCGGCCGCCUGGCCACCAUCUCGGUCAACAAGCAGCACUACGAGAGCGGAGCCGCCUCCUUCCACUCCCUGAGCCUGCACAUGCAGGACUUCGUCAAGCUCCUGGGGCUGAGGCACCGGCGCGAGGUGGUGGGCAGGAGCGCCAUCUUCGGCGGGGAGCACUUCGUGCUGGAGGAGACGGACUGGUACCUGCUGAACCUGCUCCGCCUCUGGUGGCGCUAUGGCAUCAGCUUCCUGAGACUGCAGAUGUGGGUGGAGGAGGUCAUGGAGAAGUUCAUGAGGAUCUAUAAGUACCAGGCGCACGGCUAUGCCUUCUCAGGCGUGGAGGAGCUGCUCUACUCGCUCGGGGAGUCUGCCUUCAUCAACAUGACCCAGCGCUCCGUGGCCGAGUCCCUGCUUCAGGUGGGUGUCACGCAGCGCUUUAUCGACGAUGUCGUCUCCGCCGUCCUGCGGGCCAGCUACGGCCAGUCAGCAGCGAUGCCAGCUUUUGCAGGAGCCAUGGCGUUAGCAGGGGCCCAAGGCAGCCUGUGGUCUGUAGAAGGAGGCAACAAGCUGGUUUGUUCUGGUUUGCUGAAGCUCACCAAGGCCAACGUGAUCCAUGCCACAGUGACUUCUGUGACCCUGCACAGUACAGAAGGAAGAGCCCUGUACCAGGUGGGGUAUGAGAAUGAGAUGGGCAGUGGCUCUGACUUCUAUGACAUUGUCAUCAUCGCUACUCCUCUGCACCUGGACAGCAGCAGUAGCAACUUCACCUUUGAAGGCUUCAACCCACCCAUCGCUGAUGUCCAGGGGUCUUUCCAGCCCACUGUUGUUUCCUUGGUGCAUGGCUACCUCAACUCUUCCUACUUUGGCUUCCCCGACCCUAAGCUUUUCCCCUUCGCCAACAUCCUCACCACAGAUUUCCCCAACUUCUUCUGCACUCUGGACAACAUCUGUCCCGUCAACAUCUCUGCCAGCUUCCGGCGGAAGCAGCCUCAGGAAGCAGCUGUUUGGCGAGUCCAGUCCCCCAAGCCCCUCUUUCGGACCCAACUGAAGACCCUCUUCCGUUCCUAUUACUCAGUGCAGACAGCGGAGUGGCAGGCCCACCCCCUGUAUGGCUCCCGCACCACCCUCCCAAGGUUCACACUCCAUGACCAACUCUUCUACCUCAAUGCCCUGGAGUGGGCAGCCAGCUCCGUGGAGGCGAUGGCUGUAGCUGCCAAGAACGUGGCCUUGCUGGCUUACAACCGCUGGUACCGGGACCUGGAUAAGAUUGACCAAAGGGAUUUGAUGCACAAGGUCAAGACUGAACUGUGAGGGCUCCAAGCAGAGCCUGAGAACUUCGUCCCCCAAUGGACAUGGCUCACGCCCCACAUCAGUCGGGCUACCAAGCCAUGCUUGCCCUCUUCCAUACGGUGUGGGUCCAGGUGGCCAGCUGUCUGUCUGUCUUGUGGAUUCUCACACCAGAUGCUUCUUUCUUUUUUAAGGAGGAGAAUCAGAAAUGGAAAGAAAACUCAAGCCAGUAUAUUUAUUUUUUUUAAGAGGAAGUAAAAAGUCCACCUUCUCAAGCUGCCUGUGACUUGGUUUCUGACUAGGAACCGGGGUGGUGAUAGGAGGGACUAUAAGGCAGGGAGGACUGAGUCUGUUUCCCACUUCCUGCUCCCAAAGUAGACAGUUGUUUGAGGCAUCUAAAACACAACUAGAUGGCUACAAAUACAGAGAAGAUGAGAAAACCUCAGAAGUGAUAACAGCCCUUACUUACGGCGGGCUCACGAGCUGUAAGAACCUAGUUCAGAACUUACUUAACGCCCUCUCCAAGCCUCUCAGCAACACUAUGUAUCAGAGGACACGAUUGGGAGGACCUAAGGAAGACAUGUUGACCCCAAUGGAGCCCUCGAUGUGCUCUGAGCUUCCUGGAAGCCAGUGGGAAGAGGGAAGUUUUGCUUGGCGCCUGGAGGAACUGGCCAUUCUGUUCUUCAUGCACGGGUUGAGGAUGGAUCUACCUUGCAAGGAAGACAAGUCCCCAAAUGAUGGACAGUAGUCACCCCCCAGCCCCCACAGAAGAACAGAAGACAGAGUGCUGGAGUGGAAUUCCUCAAAGGUCAACCUGGUACCCACUCUUGUGACACUCGCUUGGAAAGAGAAGAGGAUUAUGCUU
This is a messenger RNA of Lepus europaeus (European hare), 2329 nucleotides long. It is a transcript of the gene PCYOX1L, whose product is annotated as prenylcysteine oxidase 1 like. The coding region runs from base 4 to 1488 and encodes 494 amino acids. Gene Ontology annotation, molecular function: prenylcysteine oxidase activity. The record is from RefSeq and is a predicted model, not a curated record. Gene Ontology annotation, biological process: prenylated protein catabolic process; prenylcysteine catabolic process. The transcript has 6 exons. NCBI's taxonomy places the organism in Eukaryota, Metazoa, Chordata, Mammalia, Lagomorpha, Leporidae.